AUGACGACUAGCGUCUCUGCCUACACCAACCUCGAGUCGCUCCUGCUGUUCCAGUGCCUCCAUGCCUAUGGCGUCGGCCCCUCCGUCUUCGCCCGCAUCUCCGACCUGCUGAAGAAGAACCCUGACAUUACCACCCACAAGUACUUCCAGGCCGGCCGCCUCAGUCCUGAUGCCCUGCGCAACUUCUACCUCGAGCGCCUGAAGAGAGAGCUCGAGCAUGAGCAAGCCACCGACAGCGACUCCCACAACGGCGAUGUCGCGAGCCCGACCAAGCGAAAGAGACAGAGCCCGAGCCUGCCUACCGUCCAGGAAUCCCUCCAGCACCAGCACUUGAUCCCCAAGCUCGUCACCAAGCUCUAUGCCUCGUACCGCUACGAGAUUGCCGAGCAGAUCAGGGCCGAGGAGGACAGAUAUGAGCGACUGCAGCGCGAACUGAAGAGCAUCGAGCGUGGAGAGUGGGACGACCAACUGAGGGACAAGGCCAACGGACAAACAUCUGCCUUGCGCAGCCCUGCCUUGCCCCGGAAGUCACCUAAUCUGGCACAGAAGCCUUUGCAGCCGAGCCAAAGCCCCCAGCCCGCUCAGAAUGGUGCGCGACGCGGUCCUUUCAUUGCGCCUUCCCCAGAUUCCACCCAGCUGUCUGGUCUUGAGUCUCCGCGACCUGCGCCUGCUCAAAAUGGACAGCAAUCGCCAUCUCAAUCCAAGAGGCAGCCUUCUACGCCGCAAUCCCACCCGACGCCGCCUCCGCCAACAGCACAUCAAGCCCAGCCUGCGUCGCAUCAUGCAGCAUACAACAGCGCUCAAUAUCCAAACAUCACCCCUUUCCCUCAGGCACAGACACCUCAAAACGCACAGCAUCAGCCUGGUCCACAGCAUCGUGACGGCCACCCGUCGCAGCCCCCAUCCCCAGCUGUAGGGUCGCCAGCCCAGAACUAUGGCGGAAAUGGAAUACCUCAGUACGGCGCUCCGGGAACGCAUCCGCAAUACCACCCACCGCACCAGCAGUUCCCGAACCAGCAACCUCCGGGGCCUCACUCGCCAGGUCUACACCCUGGACAGCAGAGGGCGCCGUACCCCCAUUCUGGACACCAGCCGUACCCUCCUUUACAACCUCAAAUGCCACACCCACCACCCCAAGCAGGUUUCAUGCUUCCACCCUUUCAGGUUGCUCCACAGGAUCCAUCGCGUGUCCAUCACCAAGCAGCUGUGCCGCCGCACCCCCAAGCCUCGACACCUACGAACAACCGACAGCCGCCACGGGCGAGUUUGCAAACGCCCGGCACUGGCAGAGCAGGCGCGCCCCCAAUCCAUGCUCUUGUCACUCAGGCGAGACAAUCACUCACGACACCUUCUACCGCGCACUCUCCACAGAGUUCUCUUGGAACUCCCGUAUCUGCAAAGAGUUUAUGGAAACGAUCUAGUUUCAAUGGGACACAGUCUACUUCUUCAAGCCCACGUCCAGAGGUGGAGCCACUCGAUGAUGUGCCGCCCCUAGUCCGCUCGAAUCAGAGUCCCGCUAAAACCAAGUCACAGCGCAAGUCCAGGGCAAAGAGCAAAGGAAAAGAUCCAGACCAGGAUUCCGUACCAGACGCCGAAACCCCGCAAAAUUCCAAACUAAUCAACGACCACGAGGAAGAAUCUUUGGCGGAACCCGAAACUCGAUCUGGACGUUCUCGACGAAAAGCCCCGGCAAGGCGAACACGACCCGGAAGCAUUGCAUCUUCAAGAGCUGGUGGUUCUGUGCGAGACCGAAGCAGAAGUCAGUCAAUUCUCUCACAUACCGAUACGGUAGCGGCAGACAACGAGUCGCAAACUGGCAACAGGAUCAAGUCGGAACGAGGAACCUCUGUCGAGGCUAUUGAUGAGGAAGCUACCGCCGAAACACCGUCACAUAUGUCUACCCGACGUCGAGGAGUAGCUGCAAUGUCGUCACUUUCAACGCGUCGAAAGCGCAAUGCCCGCGAAGCUUCUCUGGAGGCCGAGGACACAUCAUUUGGCACGCCUGGUCCUCCUCGAUCUAUCAUAGCACCACGUAAUUUUGCACGCAUGACAGCCCCCAUGAUGUACGACAUUAAUUCCCACAAGCACGCAUCUACAUUCAAUACUGCAGUUCGCGCCAAAGACGCAGAAGGCUAUUAUGACAUUAUCAAGCGCCCGACAGAUUUGUCUUCCAUCAAGAAAGCUAUAGCAGCAGGCUCAAAGCAAGUUGCUGCAGCUGCAGCGGCGUCAGAAAACCCAACUGCCAGUCCCGGCGGUGCAAUCGGAGGCCUCAUUGAGCUUCCCUUCACAGCAGACAAUGUGCCUCCAAAAGCCAUUGUCAACGCGGCACAGCUUGAAAAGGAACUUAUGCGCAUGUUCGUCAACGCCGUCAUGUUCAACCCGGGAGAAGAAGGCGUGGUCAACGAUGCAAGAGACAUGUUCCAGACUGUCCAGGGGCUCGUUAGCACAUGGAGAGAUGUCGAGAGGGAUAGUGGCAAGGCAGGUAAUGAAGGCACCCCUGCCGCCGAGGAAGAGGAUCCGCCGACGGCCAGCAAGCGGAGGAAGUUAUAG
Messenger RNA from Bipolaris zeicola 26-R-13, 2550 nucleotides. RefSeq lists its product as uncharacterized. Gene Ontology annotation, cellular component: NuA4 histone acetyltransferase complex. Bases 1 to 2550 code for a protein of 849 amino acids. NCBI's taxonomy places the organism in Eukaryota, Fungi, Ascomycota, Dothideomycetes, Pleosporales, Pleosporaceae. The record is from RefSeq and is a predicted model, not a curated record. Gene Ontology annotation, molecular function: protein binding. The transcript has a single exon.